Molecule: messenger RNA, 6303 nt
Organism: Phymastichus coffea
Lineage: Eukaryota; Metazoa; Arthropoda; Insecta; Hymenoptera; Eulophidae
Gene: TBPH
Product: TAR DNA-binding protein 43
Exons: 4
Coding region: 18-1457 (479 amino acids)
Biological process (GO): regulation of gene expression
Cellular component (GO): nucleoplasm
Molecular function (GO): RNA binding
Source: RefSeq, a predicted model, not a curated record
UCAUUCCUGAAACAAAUAUGUCCUAUAUCCAAGUCUCCGAAGACGAGGGAGAGGAGCCCAUAGAGCUACCCACCGAAGACGACGGUACUUUGCUAUUGACGACUCUGUCUGCCCAAUUCCCGGGUACUUGUGGUCUCAAAUAUCGCAAUCCCGAGUCCCGGGCGAUGCGAGGCGUUCGCCUCGUCGAUGGCAGGCUACAUCCGCCCGAGAACGGCUGGGGCAAAGCGAUCUAUUUCUGCGUCUUCCCAAAAGAAAAUAAACGUAAAUCAGAUGACAACUUGGAAAAUUCAACUGCAAAAACAAAACGUAUGGAAACAAAACUUCGCUGCACUGACUUGAUAGUUCUUGGUCUACCAUGGAAAACAACUGAACAAAACUUAAGAGAAUAUUUUGAAACUUUUGGCGAAGUUUUGAUGGCACAGGUAAAGAAAGAUGCAAAAUCUGGACAGAGUAAAGGUUUUGGCUUUAUCAGAUUUGGAAGCUAUGAAUCCCAGUUGAGAUGCCUUGCUCAGCGUCAUAUGAUUGAUGGCAGAUGGUGUGAUGUUAAAGUUCCAAAUAGCAAGGAGGGCAUGAUCCAGCAAGUGCCGUGCAAGGUGUUCGUGGGUCGGUGCACGGAGGACCUGACGUCGGAGGAUCUGCGCGACUACUUCAGCAAGUUCGGCGAGGUGACGGACGUGUUCAUCCCGAAGCCGUUCCGCGCCUUCUCGUUCGUCACGUUCCUUGACCCCGAGGUCGCGCAGUCGCUGUGCGGCGAGGAUCACAUCAUCAAGGGCGUGUCGGUGCACGUGUCCAACGCCGCGCCCAAAUCGGAGGGCAACAACCGGGCGAACUUUAACAAUCAGAUAAACUCGAACAUGCGCGGCGGUCGCGGCAUGUCGGGUGGGCCGAUCGACAAUAACAUGCAGGGCAACUACCAAGGUAACAGAUACAUGGGCCACUCGGGCAACAACAUGGGCCCGAACGGCUGGAACAAUCCGGGCAACCGCGGUAACCUCGACAUGCCCAAUCUCCAGGCGCUGGGCAUCACGGGCCAGAACAACGGUGGUGGCCAGCAAGGCGCUAUGUCUAAUCCGCUGGCAAUGGGCGGCCUGAAUCUCUCGGCCCUGCCCAUGAACCCGGCCCUCGUCGCCGCGGCCAUCAAUCAGGCCAGCUGGGGCCUCAUCGGCAAUCUGCAGAACCAGGGAAACGACCAGGGCUACGGCAACCAGCCCGGCCCGCCGGGCCAGCCGCCCGGCUCGGCCAACAACAGCAUCGGCAAUAGCGGCAACAGCGGCUUCCUCAGCUGGAUGAAUCAGACGGGCGCGGGCGGCGCCGGCGGCGGCGCCGACGGCAACGCCGGCAAUCCCCAGUCCCAGGGGCCCCAGGGCCCCAACAACCCCAACGCCUCUCAGGCCGCCUGGCAGAACCACCCCCAGCAACGGGAGCCCAAGUCCAACACCUUUCUCAAAUACGAGUAAACCGGCGCCGGCCCUGCAAGCUCUAGCCAAGCUCUCCUUCUGACGCCUUCUGCCCCCCGUUACCCCCUGCCGACCCGCUCGUUUCGCACGCACGCCGAACGGUUGGGCUAGAGCUGCGCGCGCACGCGCCCGCAUCACACACACACACACACACGCGCGCGCGCGCGCGUCUACACACACGAUUACACGGACCCACACGCGCGCGAGCGCGCACGCACACACUCUCUCUCUUCGAUCGUGUAUUGUCUAUCGUUCGACGCAGCACUGUUUUCCUAGGGCCGUCUGCCGUUCUACUUGAUCCACCGAUAACGAUGCUCGCGAGUAAGCGCGAGCUAAUCUUUUACGCGCGCCAAUGUUAAGAGUAUUUGGGUUUACUCAUUGUCAAAUCAAUCCGCCGAGCUACGUCGAGCGACGAUGUAAUUUUCUGAACAAAUUGUGAAAUAAACCUAAUGCCUGGAAGUAAUAGUAAUAAUUAAACGAUAUCGAUAAUAUGAGAAGACAAAAAUAUUGUAAACGGUUAAAAUGACAAUUUUAUGAGUGUGCGGAGAGUUGAGCGGCGACUGCGCACGCAGACUAUAAAGCGAUUAUGUAUACAUAUAUAUACUUCUAAAUAUUGUUGUGCGGCAACAAAAAAGCAUGGAUAUGAUGAUAAAGCAAAAAUAGGGAAAAAGAAAACAAUCGCAGCGUGUAUACACUUCAUUUUAUUGAAAGUUUAUUGCAGUGUGUUUGAUAUAUUUAAUACUUCAGCAACGUAUUUGACGAUAGUUAUUUAUUACAUGAAUAAAAGAUAUUGAAAUGAAUAUAAGGACGACUAUAUUAAUGAAUGAAUUGUCAAAGCAAAUAGUUUAUUAUUAAAAGUAAUUACCGAGAAAGUUAGCGAAACAGAAAGAGAGAGAAAAUUGAGUUUUGAAAGCGUGCGAACGUUGCUAAAGAGGCAAAGUUGAAGAGAAAACGAGAGUGAACGUGACGACUACUCGACUAGAAAAAAUGAUGAGAGGAGAGAGAGAGAGAGAGAGAGAGAGAGAGAGAGAGAGAGAGAGAGAGAGAGAGAGAGAGAGAGAGAGAGAGAGAGAGAGAGUGAGAGUGAGAGAGAGAAAGAGAGAGAAAGAGAGAAAGAAAGAGAGAGAGCGAGAGAGAGAGAGAUUUCAGCGGCAAAGUAUGAAAGGGCGACAGAAAGAGAGAGAGAGAGAAAGAAAGAAAAUGAGAGUCGGACAAGAUGUAUUGUUGUUUGAAGCAUGUGGCCGAGAGAGAAAGAGCAAAAGCAGCAAGAGUGUGUAACCUUUUAGAUGUCUAAAUAUAAUUAAACGUAGAUUCUUCAUCGUUAGUUGGUAUAACACGAGUUUCAUUUAUAUUUAUUCAUAUUAAGCGAAUGAGAUACGAGCAGCGAGAAAAGAAGCAUAAAAAAAUCAUGACAAAGCUUGUAAUUAAAUACAUUAAGAUCUUUGUGGUGGGACUUUUUACGCGGACGAUCAGGAAGCCAUUCUUUGAUUAACUCUUUGCACUCGUGGAUCGUGCCGAUCCGUCAACCAAUCAGUAACAACUAUUUGAAAUAAAAGUAAAUGAAACUUGAGCAUUUUCUUAGUUUAUCCUCUAUACGAAAACAGUACGGUGUACCCUCUCGAGUCUUUAAUAUCAAGGCAACGUACGGACAGCAGCGUCGGACGCGAAUGUAACGUCUUUCUGUAUUAUCCUUCGCGCGCAGCUUUCCGUCGAGAUUCCAUCCACCAGUCGCAAUAAUAACGCAGUGCUUGACAACGCUCGGGCUCGCCGUGAGUCCGGGGGUAAAAAAUUGUUCGAUCGCUAUAGGCAAUUCGUGAGUGUCGAUGAUGAUGAUGAUGAUGAUGAUGAUGAUGCGUGUCUGUAGGUGUGAGAGGAGCCACGGGAACGUUUUUCUUUUUCGCACGAGGUGUCGGUUUUACUCGCUACUUACCGUUUUACGAGACAAAACUUUGCUACAAAAACUAUCGAUAAUAUUAGUCAAUAAAAUAAAAUAGAGUUUUGAGACGAGACGAAGGUGAGGGCCGCUCGAGAGACGCGUCGAGUACCUGGACUCUUUUUCGGCGGCCGUCCGUGCAAGCGCCGAGUUCGCGUCUCUCGCCUCGGGGAAUGACGCGCACGCCGGGACGCUGGUACGACGUUGCUGACGAUCGAGGCGUUCGCGUGGCCCGGAGAUCGCGUGCGCGCGCGCACCACCGCCGCCCAUCGCCGACGAAUCGCAAGAUCAGAGGUGUGCCGAGAGAAAGAAAAAUAGUGAAAUUAAAUUAAUCGUUUAUUCGCUUGGACCGUUCAAUGACUGUGUAAUCAAUGAUGUACGUAGCGCAUCGCUUAGGAAUGUAUUUAUUGUGUAACUGUUGUGUGACUAUUCUUUGAUUAUAUGAAUUUCGAUGUGUUCGAUGUGUUGAAAAAAUGAAGUUGUCAAAUGGAGAAGAGGCAAGGGACAAAUCGACGGCCAACUUGGUCGUUCGCGUCCGCGUUCGUUUUUCUUUCUCUCGACACCAGUUCCGACUCGUUUGGGAAUCCUAGAAAAAUAAAUCGGCGUACAAGGGAAAGUCGGCGAUCGGACGGUUCUUUUAAUACCAGAGACUGAAUCGAAACUUAUAUGUAUAUUGAUAUCAUUGCUCGUGCUUGUGUGUGGAUGUGUUCGCGUGACAAGGGAAAAGUAACGAAAGCGAGAGCUGGCUCGUAUGUUAAUUGACAGGCGCGCGCUACGCGAAAGAUCGGGCCGCGAGCGUAUUUAAACAGAUAGGAUGCAGAUAAAAUGAAACUAAAAUAGAGAAAAGACAAAAAAGUAUAAUACCUAUAUGAAGAAAAUAAAGUAUAAUAAAACUAAAAGCGUAGUUGUAUUUGAUCUUAUUGAUGCUCUAUCGUAUUAUAUAUGAAUAUAUUUAAAAUGUACUGUGAAUGAACUGCGGCAGCAGAGGGAGAGAAAGGAGAGCGAGAGUGAGAGAGAAAGAGAAAGAAAGAGAGAGAGAAAGGGAGAAAGAGAGAGAGAGAGCUGAUAAUGUGAUGAACGAAAGAGAGAGCGAGGAUUACAUGAUGAGGGUGCACUUUAUGCUUUCGUGAGUGUGACUCUGACAAAUGAUGAUUAACAAAAAUGCGACUAAAAUUAUGCGUGCAGUUGAGCAACUUUUCCCACUUAAGAGGAAGUAGUCUGAUGCUUUGGGAGCAGAUGAUCGUGUGUUUUGUAUACAAACAAAGAGUUACGCGAGAACGUUAGUUUGUAAAGAUUAUUAAAAAAAAAGGAAAUCUAAAACAAAUAAUGAAAAAAAUUUCUAUAAUAAACGACAAAAGUAAAGACGAUGAUAAUUGACACAUACACAGACUGUAGUUUAAGGCGGAGUCCAUUAUUCAGCUCGGUCUCUUCCAAACCGUCGAAAUAUAUUGUUAAAGAAUCGCUUUCUUUUUGUAUGACGACUUAAUGUGCAUGUAUUGCCGCUUCUCGAAACGUUCGUUCAAUUCAAUUGAAAAGAUAACAAAAUACUUGAUUCCUUCGAAGCAGAUAGACAAGCGCGCGCGGGAACGAAGUACCGGCAAACAAAAGAACUUGCCUUGACUAUACCUGACACGCAGUCACUUUAUAGAUUAAAGCUAGCAUUUGUAUAGAGUGUGGGAAAUGAGGUUCAUCGAAUAACCGUGCAAAAAUGAUAUAGAACAAAAAAUGAAAACAUACGAAUGAUGCCUUGCUGUAACAGCGCGAUUUGGAAGCGAUCGUGAGCAAUUUGUAAAUACAGUCAGCGAAUGAUUUAUAAAGAACGUUUAUGAGUUUUUAAGGUGUUGGUGGAAAUGUAAAGAAAUCUAUAAAAAAAAAAGAAGCGUGAUGUAAAUGAAGAAUGUUAUGCUGUUUGUUUGUUUGAGACUCUUCUUAUUUUUUAAUUAAUGAAAACUCGGUAAAUUAAAAUAAAGCUCUUAAAGACUGCUCUUGAGAAGUCGGAGAUCUUGCCAUUGUAUCAAAAUGAAAAAAAAGCGUACGGAGCGUUGAAAAGUCUCUACCGACACACACGCAGCUCGAAAUAUCCAACCGAAAAAGUGUCACCGACAUGUAGAUUCUUCGUAGUCUUGUAAUAUAAUGGGGAGUGUUGUAUCGAUGACUCGCACGAAAGACGAAUUUGUAUAUAAUGUGUUGGAGUGAACAAAACGCGACUUUAUCAAAACGAAUCGGGGGAUUCAAUCGAGCUCUUCUCUCUCGCAAUCUCGACUUUAAGAUCCAUCGCCUCGUUGAUGCUGCUCAUGUAAUGAUGAUGAUGAUAAUGAUGAUGAUGAUGAUGAUGAUGAUGAUGAUGAUGAUGAUGAUGAUGAUGAUGAUGAUGAUGAUGAUGAUGAUGAUGAUGAUGAUGAUGUUCGUUUUACUACACGAGAGAUUGAUAAAUAAAACUUGAGACUAACUGAUGUAGAAGACACUCUCACCUUGACUCUGUCGACGAGCUGAUAUAUUUGAUGGUGGUAUGUGAACAAGAAUUAAUAAGUUUAUUAAAAAACAAUACAAUCACAUGACCGUUGCGUGUUUUUUCACUAAACUCGCCCUUCCUCGAAGUAGGCGUCUCUUUCACUUUGCAGAUGUAUUUAAUUAAUUUCGUUUGUUACUCAUUUUACGACUAAUUCAAGGUACAAAUGUAUUCCGAGUUGGUUAGGGUGCUGAGUGUUCAACUGACGACCCGUGAUCAACAAUGAUCAGAUAGAACAAAUAUUGUACAUUUAUUGAUAAACGGAAAAUGUGUGUCCAACUUUCAGCUGCGAAUUUCUUUGAGGCGGAGUGUUCUUAAUUUUUAGUAUGAAUAUACUUUUGAUGUUCUGGAAUAAAUGAUGAUAAUAAAGUUAUAUAUGCAAUGGACGCAUCUUGUUCAUUCUU